Dalotia coriaria is the source of this 1656-nucleotide messenger RNA. Its product is annotated as zinc finger protein SNAI2-like. Bases 159 to 1241 code for a protein of 360 amino acids. Gene Ontology annotation, biological process: regulation of transcription by RNA polymerase II. The record is from RefSeq and is a predicted model, not a curated record. The transcript has 2 exons. Gene Ontology annotation, molecular function: DNA-binding transcription factor activity, RNA polymerase II-specific; RNA polymerase II cis-regulatory region sequence-specific DNA binding. Lineage: Eukaryota; Metazoa; Arthropoda; Insecta; Coleoptera; Staphylinidae.
CUCGAUCAGUUCACACUGUCGAAGAGCUUAGCCCAAGCCAUCUAGUGCCUUCCGACUUGAACACGUUUUACGUCCGUGCGUGGUCAACAAAAAACUUGUGCUAUAGAACAUUUAAUCAGUGCCAACUAUUUUUUGGAUUACUUUACCGCUUCGUUGUUAUGAUAGAGAAAAUGUCUGUUCCUAUCAUGGCCAAAAACUACAGCCACUGUCCUCUUAAAAAGAGGCCCGUGCAUAUAAUCGAAUCCGAAGAACCUGAAAACCUGAGUACAAAACCGGAAGAUCUCAGCAUUACCGGCCGUUACACUAACAAAUCACCAUCACCAUCGAUCUCAGCAUCAUCUCCGGUUUCUUCCUUGCACACUGCCUCACCAGCAUCUACGCCAUCAAGCUCACCAGCUCACGAAAUCGUCUACCCCAAAGCCGAAUAUCCCGCCAACCUAAAACCAGACGGUUUUCAAUUCCGCACAUCAAUUUCUCCUGACUAUGACGCUCCGCAACAGUGGUAUCAGAGUGUCUACUCCCCUCAUUCACACUAUCAGUUCAUGUACCAUCCAUACCACCAACAACCCGCCUACGAAUACCUACGGAGUCCAACCUACAGCGAAAAUUCGCUCUCACCGCCGCACCAUGUGCCCACCCAGCCUCUCGCUCCUCUUGCGCUAAGACCCAACGUUUACCACCAAAUCGAUCAACAUAGUCUCAGUCCUAAUUCAUCUACUACAUCACCGCCGCCACCCUGCAACGCCGAAGAUCUCUCCGCCGAAAAGCGUCGCCAAGGCGUCCGCCAUAAAUGCCCAGACUGCGGUAAAAGUUACUCCACGUGUUCGGGUCUUUCGAAGCAUCGCCAGUUCCAUUGCGCCGCCGGCGACGGUCCGCGAAAAUCCUUCAGCUGCAAGUACUGCGACAAAGUGUACGUCUCGCUGGGCGCCCUCAAGAUGCACAUCAGGACGCACACGUUGCCGUGCAAGUGCAACAUUUGCGGCAAGGCCUUUUCGCGCCCGUGGCUAUUACAAGGUCACAUCAGGACGCACACGGGCGAAAAACCCUUCUCGUGCACCUACUGCAAUCGCGCCUUUGCCGAUCGCUCCAACUUGCGCGCUCAUCUGCAGACUCAUUCGGACGUCAAAAAGUACUCGUGCCUAUCCUGUAGCAAAACCUUCUCGAGAAUGUCUCUGCUUACCAAGCACUCCGAAACUGGUUGCGGUGCUGGACACAUGAUCAAAUCAGAGAAGAUGUUUUGAAAAAACCUCCACAAUGGCCCGAAAAGUGCUUCUAAAAGACUGACACGUUGUACAAAUGUAUUUUUUUCCUAUUUUUUAUACGAUACCGAGUUCGUGUGCCAAGGGUCACGAUAAAUAUGCGCAAAAUCUGUAAAUAGUGCAUGUAUAUAGAUAUGUUACGUUUAAAGUUCUACUAAGUUAUAAGAAAGUUAAUAUAUUUCGAAUUUACAAUCAAAACAGUUCAAAAACUACGCACACUCAGAUUGCCACACUUGAAUGUAAACUACUUUUUAAAAAAUAUUGAAUGUGGCAACCUGACGUACAGCGACUUGUAAAGGGUAGUAGCACAAACUAAAAAAUAGUAACGUUUGUAUGAAGGUAUAUGUUACGAACAUAAAUGCUAUUUUUGUAAGAAUAUAAAAGUAUUUUCUAGUCA